Messenger RNA from Parnassius apollo (apollo), 1710 nucleotides. The record is from the annotation of a GenBank genome assembly. Lineage: Eukaryota; Metazoa; Arthropoda; Insecta; Lepidoptera; Papilionidae.
AUGGGUUCGGAUAAAGUGCCGUUGCUGCUUGUGACCGCCAACGUAGGAUCUAUAUUUGAAGACCCAUCAGUGAUGCUUCCAAUCUGGACGUCGGAGUUCCUCCAGGCGGUCUCCCGUAUGGAUCCCAAAUUUAUCGCCCUACAUCUUCAAGAAGUCGGCGGAAAGACUUACGAAAAGUCGAUGCAGUAUGUCCAGGACUUCGUGCAACGGCUGUGCGACUGUCCCGAGCUGAGGCUGUAUGACAAGAUAAGAAUUUUUCUAGAUGAGGACUUCAGUUCACCGGAGAAGUUCACGGCAUUGGGCAACAUGUAUUUCGCGCAUUCCACACUAACCGAUAUCAAGAUCUGGGACUUUGAGGCGAAAGGCUACGUCGAAGCUGUGGGGAAGGAAGUUAACAGCGGCAACAUUGAAAAGGUCACCACCAAGGAGAAAGUGAAAUUUCCGCAGCAUUUCUUCCCUGAAUGCAAAUGGUCGCGCAAAGGUUUCCUGCGCACGCGCUGGCUUCUCCGCGGCACCGCGGUGGAGUUUGUGAACAUUCACCUGUUCCACGACGCCUCUAAUUUGCUCGCUAUGGAGCCGUUUCCAUCGGUAUACUGUCGCAGUCGACGGCGUGCCUUGCGGCACACGUUACGUCAUUUACAUUCAGACGCGAACGCGGCACCUUAUUUCAUAUUUGGUGACUUUAACUUCCGCACGGAUACGGGAGGUGUAGUUAAGAAAGUGACGGAAGAACUGACGGCGUGUCGAUUGCAAAAUGGCGCGAACGUGGACGCAUCGAAGUUGCAGUAUCGAUCGGAGACUGACGACAGGAUCGUGCUGACUAUUGGGAAGAAAGAAUUCGCUCACGUGGAUCAUCAGAAGAUAUUCAGAGAGCCUUGGUUGCAGCGCUACGACCGCGAGCUGGAGGCUCUCCGACCGCACCUGUUCGAGUUCCCGGUCAAGUUCCCACCCACGUACCCCUUCGAGGAGGAUAUUCAACUACCUACACAUUACAUGAAGACUAGAUGUCCAGCUUGGUGCGAUCGCGUACUUCUAUCGCAGUCCGCUCGGCUGCUAAUACAAUCGGGGCAACCUGAUUUGCGCACUGGGGAAGCUAGACAUUUGCAAGGUUCUAGGAAAUCAGUAACUGAAUCUUCAGAAAGCAGUGGCAGAGUUUCGUCCUCAGACAGCAGCCCAGCUCGUUCCAACUCUCCCGCGAGGCAGCAUCAACAGUCCAGUCCGGGUAAAAUUCUUGAGAAGAAAGGCAGUGUUGCAGAUUUCGACGCGUUAUCCGUUCCCGGGAUAACAGUAAGCAGAAAGAGCAUCGCGGACCCGACCAGUAUUCAACACGCUCUCAAUGCACGCGGCGCGGAACGCGAGUGCUCCAGUGCGUCGACUCGCCGCCGCCUCGUGCGCAAUCAGUCGGAAGGCUCGCCCAAGCCCGAGGCGAACGACACGCGGCGUCGUGCUGACGUCACGCCUCGACGACGCACCGACUACGGGGUCAUCGGGGACGCCACCUGUAUGGGCGACCACAAGCCAAUCUACCUACGCGUGAUGCUGCAAAGCGACCGAGGUAACUUUCGCCACGAGUUCCAUUCUGAGGCUUCACCAAAGCACGCGAAGAUGGAAGAACAAGAGUCGCAGGACUCAAUGGAGUCGCCAAACUCCCGGUACAUUCACUUCAAAAUGGACAGACCUUGCAGCGUUUUCAAGGAAACUGACAUAUAA